This is a messenger RNA of Hydractinia symbiolongicarpus, 1560 nucleotides long. RefSeq names its product tigger transposable element-derived protein 4-like. The transcript has 2 exons. NCBI's taxonomy places the organism in Eukaryota, Metazoa, Cnidaria, Hydrozoa, Anthoathecata, Hydractiniidae. Bases 1 to 1560 code for a protein of 519 amino acids. Gene Ontology annotation, molecular function: DNA binding. Gene Ontology annotation, cellular component: nucleus. The record is from RefSeq and is a predicted model, not a curated record.
AUGGCAACCGCUCAGACAACGUCAAGGAAGAAAACUGUUCUGACGAUCAAAGAAAAAUAUCUUGCUUUGAAAGAGCUUGAAAAAGAAGGAACAACUAAAAAGUCUAUUGCUAAAAAGUAUGGUGUCCCACCUAACACACUUUCAUACUGGGUUAAGAAUAAAAGUGACAUUUUUACCAAGUAUGAAUCAGGCCAGUAUGGAGUUAAAAGACAAAAGCUUUCUUCCGGAAAAUACGAUAACAUUGAUAAAGCAGUUUACAAGUGGUUCGUUAACGCUCGUGAAAGAACUGUGCCGAUUAGUGGUCAAAUUAUUCGAGAAAAAGCAUUGGAUUUUGCAAAGCAAUUCAACGAACCUGAUUUUAAAGCUUCAGAAGGCUGGCUAGACAGAUGGAAGUACAGACAAAACAUCAUUUACAGAAUUAUUUCUGGAGAGGAAAAGUCUUGUACACCAGGGAUGACAGCAAGCUGGGAAGAAACACACCUGCCAACCAUUUUGUCACGCUAUGAUUUACAAGACAUUUUCAAUGCUGAUGAAUUCGGCUUGUUCUACCAGAUGCUUCCAACAAAUACCUAUCAUGCCAAAGGUGAAAGAUGUGCUGGUGGAAAGUUCAGCAAAGUUCGUUUAACAGGACUUGCCGCAGGAAAUGCCUUAGGUGAAAAGUUGCCCAUGUUCGUUAUCGGAAAAUCGGUUACACCGCGCUGUUUCAAAGGAGUCAGAAGUCUUCCCUGUCAGUACAAAGCUCAAAAGAAGGCCUGGAUGGAUUCUGAAAUCUUUACCGAUUAUGUGAAAAAACUCGAUGUUAAAUUUGAAACUGCGGGUCGAAAGAUUGUCUUGAUAAUUGACAAUUGCCCAGCUCAUCCAGAAGUCACUGGUCUUAAAGCAGUAGAAUUAGUUUUUCUACCACCAAAUACAACGUCUAAGACCCAGCCCAUGGAUCAAGGUGUAAUCCGAGCAUUGAAGGCAUAUUACCGGUCAAAUCUUGUGAAACGUCAAAUAAAGUUCAUUGACGGCGGUAAAGAGGUCCCUAAAAUUAACAUUCUUGAAGGGAUGCAAAUCUUGGUCAAAUCAUUAAAAACCGUUAAAAACUGCUUUAAGAAGGCAGGCAUCUCAAAAGAAGCACAGAUCACGAGUCUCAAUGAUGCUGAUGACCCAUUUAAAUCUCUUUCUGACAGCAUAAGCGAGUUGAAAAAAAGAGAAGUUGACGGCGACAUCUUUAACGCAGAUGAUUUUGUGGAUAUUGAUUUUGAGGUAUGCACGAGUAAAUCAAUUGAAUUGACUGAUGAGGAAAUCGUGGAAAUCGUACUUAAUGAGGACAAAGAUCAAAACGCGCCGAAUCUCGAAGAUGACGAUGAUGAUGAAAUUGAGGCACAUGACAUCCCCCCGAAGAAGCCAAAGCAGUCAGAGUUGGAAGAGGCCUUAGAAUUGUUGGAAAGAUGGUCUUUGUUUGACGAGAAUGGUCUUGAAAUCAGAAAGCAGUUAAAUAUGAUAACACGUACAUGUCAAAAACACUACAUCGAUAAAAAUAUAACUAUGCAUGGUGACAUGCCUGUUGCCACAUAA